UAAAAAUUGUGGGUAGCUGCAAAACAGUUCACUUCCAGCAGUUCAGCCAUUUUGAGUCAUGACUACUGUUAAGUGGGUCUUGUCCGUUCUUUUUCUUCAAACAUGUUUGACAGGGAUAGUAAUGAGUGGGAAUGUGCUGGUCUGGCCCGUAGAAUACAGCCACUGGAUGAAUCAGAAAUGCAUUGUGGAGGAGCUGGUUAAUAGAGGUCAUAGCGUAACGGUACUGAUUCAUACUGCAACACAGAGCAUUAACUACAACCAAACAGCCCGGUAUCACUUUGAAGUGUUUGAUGUGCCUUUUACAAAACAAUCUGCAGUGGACAUAUUGGAUCAGUUUAUAUUUUUCUCGAUUUAUGAGUCAUCAUCUUCAUCAUUUAUUCAGGCAUUUCUUACAAUUAAAAAAUUUCUUCACACAGCUACAGCUCAACAGAUGCAGGUGUGUGAUGGCAUCCUCAGGAACAAGGAUCUGCUGGAUAAACUCACAAAAUCCAAGUUUGAUGUUCUACUUUCUGACCCAAUGAUGCCAUGUAGUGAACUUGUUGCUGAAAGUCUUGGGCUCCCCUUCAUCUAUACAUUGAGGUUCUCUUUCGCCAGUACAAUGGAGAGGCUGUGUGGACAGCUACCGGCUCCCCCUUCUUUUGUUCCAGCUAUCACUCUGCAGUACACUGACAGAAUGACCUUUGUGGAGCGACUCAUAAAUCUGGUGUUUCUUCUGUCUCAGGACAUGUUGUUUUUUGUAGUGUCAACUUCAAACUGGGAUUCAUACUACAGUGAGAUUACAGAAUACAGCCACUGGAUCAAUCAGAAAGUCAUUGUAGAGGAACUGGUGAAUAGAGGUCAUAAUGUUACAGUAUUAAUUCAUUCCGGAUCAGCAACUGUUAAUUACAACCAAACAAAGAGGUAUCAGUUUGAAAUUUUCAAUGUUGCUUUUUCAAAUCGCUCAAUGGAUGACUUGUUUGCUGACAUGAUACAUUUCUGGACAUAUGAAUCUUCAUAUUUAUCUUUCAUACAGCAGUAUCUGAGACUUAGAGAUAUGAUUAUAAGAUGUUCAAUUCUAAAUAAGCAGGUGUGUGAUGGUGUCUUCCUAAACAAGGAUCUGCUGGAUAAACUUAAAAGAUCCCAGUUUGACGUCAUUCUCUCAGACCCAAUGACUCCAUGUGCUGAGCUCAUAGCAGAAAGACUUGGGCUCCCAUUCAUCUAUACAUUGAGAUUCUCUUUCGCCAGUACAAUGGAGAGGCUGUGUGGACAGCUACCGGCUCCCCCUUCUUUUGUUCCAGCUAUCACUCUGCAGUACACUGACAGAAUGACCUUUGUGGAGCGACUCUAUAAUCUGCUGUUUUAUGUGCUACAGGACUUGUUCUUUUAUGAAUGGACAUAUUCAUACUGGGAUUCAUACUACAGUGAGGUCACAGGGAGACCAACAACUUUCUGUGAAUCCAUGGGUAAGGCUGAUAUGUGGCUGAUAAGAACCUACUGGGAUUUUGAAUAUCCUAGACCAUUUCUUCCAAACUUCCAGUUUGUGGGAGGACUUCAUUGUCGACCGGCAAAGCCAUUACCUGAGGAAAUGGAAAAGGUUGUACAGAGCUCUGGAGAUCAUGGCAUUGUGGUGUUUUCACUCGGCUCAAUGGUUAAGAAUCUAACCAGAGAAAAGGCUAAUUUGAUUGCUUCUGCUCUAGGGCAAAUACCACAGACGGUUCUAUGGAGGUACAGUGGAGAGAAGCCAGAAACCUUGGCUCCGAACACCAGAGUUUAUGACUGGAUUCCUCAAAAUGACCUGCUUGGUCAUCCGAAGACCAAGGCUUUCAUUACCCACGGUGGUACCAAUGGGAUCUAUGAAGCGAUAUACCAUGGCAUCCCAAUGAUUGGUAUCCCGCUGUUUGCUGACCAGCCGGACAACAUGGUCCACAUGGAGGUGAAGGGGGCUGCUGUGGUGUUGAAUUUCAAUCAAAUGAAAACCCAAGAUUUAGUUGAUGCCCUGAACAAUGUGACACAAAAUAAAACAUACAAAGAAAAUGCCAUGAGGUUAUCGAGAAUUCAUCAUGAUCAGCCGAUGAAACCCCUGGACAGAGCUGUAUUCUGGAUUGAGUUUGUAAUGCGUCACGAAGGAGCCAAGCAUUUAAGACCUGAAGCCCACAACCUGACUUGGUACCAGUACCACUGUUUGGACAUCAUAGGCCUAUUACUGGCAUUUGUAAUAGCACUUAUGUUUAUCAUUGUAAAAUCCUGCAGCUUCUGUUUCCGGAAAUGUUGCAAAAGACCAGAAAGGAAACACAAGAAGGAGUAAUUUGUUUUCUUCACUUGACCACUGAAUCACUUAUUAAAAUCUAAACACUUUGCUACAA
Molecule: messenger RNA, 2342 nt
Organism: Acipenser ruthenus (sterlet)
Lineage: Eukaryota; Metazoa; Chordata; Actinopteri; Acipenseriformes; Acipenseridae
Product: UDP-glucuronosyltransferase 2A1-like
Exons: 7
Coding region: 59-2284 (741 amino acids)
Molecular function (GO): UDP-glycosyltransferase activity
Source: RefSeq, a predicted model, not a curated record